CAGCUCAGUUGCCUCCUGAGUCCUGACCUUCACCCAAUUCAUCCCGUUCAUCUUCUCGUCAUUAAAUACUCAACCCAUACACGCGCGCAUUUACAUCGCGUUCUAUACGUCACUGAAGCCUGCUCCUUCUCUUCCUUCAUAUGAUCGCUCCCUCUCUAUUUCAUCCACUGUGAUCGCCUCAACUUCUGCCCUCCGAUUUCGCUCUGAAUUGCUCCCAUCUCUCUCACCUCACGUCAUCAUCACUUAUUCAUUGAUUACCCUGGCUCGUUGCCCAUCACCCAGCAAUGCCACCAAAAAGGAAAGCUGCCGCUGCGAAGCUGCCCCUCGCCGGUCAGACCAUCGCAAUCAGCGGCACCUUCCCGGGCCAAACCCAAGCUUCCAUCCAAUUAACCAUCACCACCAAUGGUGGCGCCGUUGACAAAGCCGUCACCUCAGACACAAAAGUUCUCGUCUCUACCGAGGCUGAUGUCAAGAAAUCAUCGACAAAAGUCAAAGCCGCUGAGAAACACGGCGUUCCGAUCGCCUCAAUUGAUUGGUUGAAUGAUUGUGUCGCUUCGGGUAAGUGGGAGGACCCCAAUGACUACGUCAUAUCCUCCAGCACCCAGAAUGCUACCGCAAACGCCAACGGAAAUGCCAACGGUAAAAAACGCGCUGCAUCUACUCCUCCAGCUGCCGUACCGGACAAGAAGUCCAAAACAACCAAAGCUGCUGCGCCCAAGGAAGAGCCCAAAUUCGGCGAGGGCUCGGUGCUGAAGUCUAAAGACAUCGUCGUUCCAAUUGACGAAGGCUGUACUCUUUACGGCUAUCAAGUCUACGUUGAUGAUGAUGGUGUCGUUUACGACGCAGCUCUCAACCAGACGAACGCAUCUCAUAACAAUAACAAGUUCUAUCGUGUCCAGCUUUUGCGUCAUCCUGCCUCUCUUGACUACAAGACAUGGACGCGCUGGGGCCGGGUUGGAGAUUUCGGCCAAAAGGCCGUUCUUGGUAGCGGAUCUCUCGAUGACGCCAUGAGCAAUUUCGAGAAGAAGUUCAAGGACAAGUCUGGCCUUGCGUGGAGCAACAGGGCUGCCGAUCCAAAGAAGGGCAAGUAUGCGUACGUUGAGAGGAGCUAUGCACCUGAUUCCGACGAUGAAGAGGGCACAGGUGGACCUGCUGGCAAGGAUGGUGAAGACGAAGAUGAUGAAAAGCCAAAGGUCGCGGAAUCUACUCUUGCGCCAGAAGUUCAAUCCCUGAUGCAACUGAUAUUCAACCAACAAUAUAUGAACGCUGCCAUGGACGACCUGAAUUACGAUGCAAACAAGAUGCCUCUCGGAAAGCUGAGCAAAGCUACAAUCAAUCGAGGCUUUCAGAAUCUGAAGGACCUAGCCGCACUCCUGCAGUCUGGACAAUCCAAUCAUAGUGACAUUGAAGACUUGAGCAACAGAUACUACUCGCUCAUCCCACACAACUUCGGAAGGAAUCGACCUCCAGUCCUGAACGACAAUACACGCUUGAAGAAAGAGAUCGAGCUACUCGAAUCUCUUGCUGACAUGAAGGAGGCUGCUGAGCUCAUGAAGAAGGAUCUGAAGAAUGGAGAAACUAUCAAUGCACUCGAUCGCCAAUUCCGCGGUCUUGGUCUCAACGAAAUGUCGGUGCUGGACUCCACCAGUACAGAGUUCAAGGAGCUUGCAGAUUACCUCAUGACAACAAGAGGUUCCACUCAUCAUGUCAACUACCAGAUUGAGUCUAUCUUCCGUAUCGAGCGAGACGGUGAGCUCGAUCGCUUCCAGAAGAGCAAAUUCUCAAACAUCAAGAGCGACCGUCGUCUCUUGUGGCAUGGAUCUCGUGCAACUAAUUUCGGUGGUAUCCUUAGUCAGGGUCUCCGCAUUGCACCGCCCGAGGCACCCGUCUCUGGCUACAUGUUCGGGAAAGGUAUCUAUUUGGCCGAUAUGUCUUCUAAGUCGGCAAAUUAUUGUUGCUCAUACAACUCUGGUGGCCAUGCACUUCUUCUACUCUGCGAGGCUGAACUCGGCGACCCGCUCUAUGAACUGACAAACUCAUCAUACACUGCUGGGGAGGAUGCCAUCGCUCGUGGUUCUUUCUCGACCUGGGGCAAAGGAACCACCGCGCCCCUCGUUUGGAAGGACGGCAAGGAUAUCCAUGAAUCACUAGCUGGCGUCAAGAUUCCCGAUGUCAGACAUCCCCCAACGAAUACCCAGGUUCCAAAUGCGUACCUCCUAUACAACGAAUACAUCACCUACGACGUUGCCCAGGUUCGCUUGCGUUACUUGUUCAGGGUGAAGAUGUGAGCUGUUUCUUCCGUGUAACUGCACUGAGAACUCCGAGCAACAGUAGCUCUUCACACUGGCAUUUCGGCAAUGGAACGAUUGAUCAAUGUGGGGUCAUCCAAGUGAAGAUCACUCCGCUCAUUGAGGUAACCCUGUUCCGACUCCUCUACAGUCCCCUACAAGGGUUCCUGCACCAUCAUUUCCCAUCUCGCAUUGAUACGGUAUGGCGUCUCAAAUAUUUGCCCGGAUUGCAUGUUUAUCUAGUUGCAUUUUUUCAUUCAAAAUCAUUCAAGGCAUCUCCUCCUAUGUCCCCUCGGCUCCACCAGACCUAUAUAGAGGACAUAAAAGGCGAGGAUGGGUAGAAGCAAUGGAAAGGGAAAAUGCAUACUUGUACGAUCUGCUUCCUAUGAUGGAGCAUAAGAUAGUGUCAAUAUAAUAUCCAAU
Molecule: messenger RNA, 2711 nt
Organism: Aaosphaeria arxii CBS 175.79
Lineage: Eukaryota; Fungi; Ascomycota; Dothideomycetes; Pleosporales
Product: PARP-domain-containing protein
Exons: 3
Coding region: 285-2288 (667 amino acids)
Molecular function (GO): NAD+ poly-ADP-ribosyltransferase activity
Source: RefSeq, a predicted model, not a curated record